Cricetulus griseus (Chinese hamster) is the source of this 1782-nucleotide messenger RNA. The record is from RefSeq and is a predicted model, not a curated record. NCBI's taxonomy places the organism in Eukaryota, Metazoa, Chordata, Mammalia, Rodentia, Cricetidae.
AGAGAAGACGCCGCGGCCACCGAUAACGCCGCGGCCACCGAUAACGCCGCGGCCACCAUGGGGAACAAGCAGACCAUCUUCACUGAAGAGCAGCUGGACAACUACCAGGACUGCACGUUUUUCAAUAAGAAGGACAUCCUCAAAAAACAGCAAAUGUCAGGUGCCCUCAUGGGCGAAGGAACCUCCCAGGCAGCUGGACACCCUGCUUGAGCGGUUGCCUGUCUUGUUUCGGAGUGUCACCUCCAUGUCACUAACCCCCACAGCCCUACCAAGCCAGCCUCUCUCCACUGCUCGCAUCCCAGUGAGAUCUAGAGAGAGCAAAGACCACCCAGCCCUGUACAGCAGUUCAGUGGCAGAGCCAGGCCACCCAGACCCUGCCUCCACUGGCCUGCCUGCCUUCCCUGUGCUUUGAUUCAGCCUCCUCUUCUCCAUCCUUUGGCUGCCUGACUCCUUGGAUUCUGAAACUUAACAGCCUGCAGGGGCCAACCUGCACCCUGAGUAAAGAAAGUGGGCCGGUCCCCGGAUCAUUUCUGAAGAAAUAGCUGCUCCCAGCCCCAGCAGGAUCGGCAAACAGAUGUACAGUGCUCCAUGCGCGCUUCUAUGAGCUGGCCCCCAACCUCGUCCCCAUGGACUACAGGAAGAGCCCCAUCGUCCAUGUGCCCAUGAGCCUCAUCAUACAGAUGCCAGAGCUCCGGGAGAAUCCCUUCAAGGAGAGGAUUGUGGAGGCUUUCUCUGAGGAUGGCGAGGGGAACCUCACCUUCAAUGACUUUGUGGACAUGUUCUCUGUGCUCUGUGAGUCGGCACCCCGAGAGCUCAAGGCAAAUUAUGCCUUCAAGAUCUAUGACUUCAACACUGACAAUUUCAUCUGUAAAGAAGAUUUAGAGCUGACCCUGGCGCGACUCACUAAGUCAGAGCUGGAUGAGGAUGAGGUCGUGCUUGUCUGCGACAAAGUCAUUGAGGAAGCUGACUUGGAUGGUGAUGGCAAGCUGGGCUUCGCUGAUUUUGAGGACAUGAUUGCCAAGGCCCCUGAUUUUCUCAGCACCUUCCACAUCCGAAUCUGAGGACACUGCCAAGGCUGCAGGGGCCUAGAAGUCUGCCCUCUGGCCUGCUGUCUGUGAAGGUGUGGCUUCUGGGGGCCUAGAAGUCUACCCUCUGGCCUGCUGUCUGUGCAGGUGUGGUUUCCAGGCACUUCAGGAAAGGGGCUGUAGCCUCUGGGGUUCUCCUCACCCAUGGACAUUUCCUGUGGCCCUUUCAGCAAAAAACAAAUAAAAAAAAAAACUUAACAUCGAUGAGGUUGUAAAGAGCAAGACCCUUCCCAGGGUCCCCAGUGGUUCACCCACCAAAUCAACAGUCCCCCUGAGGGUCCUCUCAACCACCCCUUCUCCUGCCCUGUCCUUUUCUCACCUAGCAGUGUCCUCCUAGGAGGGGAAGAUGGGAAACCUAGCAGGAGAGGUGGGGCUGGAUUAUCCAUAUACUGGGAAGACACCCAGGGCUAAUUGCAAAAAAAAAAAAAAAAAAAAAAAAAAAAAACAGAGACUGGGGUUUUAACAAGCUAUGCAAUCUUUUACUAAAAUCAAGGCUGGGCUGUUACCCUCCCCCCCCCCAAAACUCCCCCAUCCUCUACUUUCCCAAUGUGAAGCUGUAUAAGCAGUAGGUCCAAAGGGCUCUGCCCCUGUGUCUUGAACACUACCACACCUACCCUCCCCAAUGGCAUGGUGUCACUGGUGUGUGCUGACCUCAGAUUUGUGAACUCCUAGGAAUAAAACACUUUUGUGUCCUGCA